Messenger RNA from Elaeis guineensis (African oil palm), 2016 nucleotides. Its product is annotated as beta-amylase 1, chloroplastic. The record is from RefSeq and is a predicted model, not a curated record. Lineage: Eukaryota; Viridiplantae; Streptophyta; Magnoliopsida; Arecales; Arecaceae. Gene Ontology annotation, biological process: polysaccharide catabolic process. Gene Ontology annotation, molecular function: beta-amylase activity.
CACUCGUUACCUUAUGAUCUGUUAGGUGGAAAUCAAAUCGUGAACGCGACCACCGAAAUUUAGAUAGAGAGGGAGAAGCGAGAAGGGAGAAGGGGAGAAGGGAACGAUCGGAAUGGCGUUGAAUUUGGGUCACCAGAUCGGAGUGUUCUGCGGGACGCCGGUGGCGGAUCAGGGCGGCGAGCAGCCGGCGCCGGCGAGCGCUGCGGCGGUGUGGAAGCCGCAGGUGCCACUGGCGAAGCUGCGGUGCCGGCGGUUGGGGGUGGGGGAGAUCGACCAGAUUUCGCCACCGGUUAGUCCCUGUCGGUCACCGGUUCUGGGGGCGACGCACCCAGACCUGUCGGUGGCGUGCCAGGCGCUGGUGACGGACGCGGCGGCGGAGACGGCGGAGGGUGAGGUGCAUGAAUACGGCGGAGGGGUGGAGAUGGGGAAGGGGAAGGGGGUGCCGGUGUACGUGAUGCUGCCGCUGGACACGGUGAGGCCGGGGGGCGGGGUGAACCGGCGGAAGGCGAUGAAUGCGAGCUUGCAGGCGCUGAAGAGCGCCGGGGUGGAGGGGGUGAUGGUGGAUGUUUGGUGGGGGAUCGUGGAGCGGGAGCGGCCGGGGGAAUACGAUUGGGGAGGCUAUGCCGAUCUGAUGGAGAUGGCGAGGCGGAUCGGGCUCAAGGUCCAGGCCGUUAUGUCCUUCCACCAGUGCGGUGGGAACGUCGGUGACUCUUGCACGAUACCGCUACCGAGAUGGGUGGUGGAGGAGAUGGAGAAGGAUCCGGACCUGGCCUACACGGACCAGUGGGGACGCCGGAACUACGAGUACGUCUCUCUGGGCUGCGACACCCUCCCCGUCCUCAAGGGCCGCACCCCCAUCCAGUGCUACGCCGACUUCAUGCGCGCCUUCCGCGACCGCUUCCAGCCUCUUCUAGGCUCCACCAUCGUCGAGAUACAAGUUGGGAUGGGGCCCGCAGGCGAGAUCCGAUAUCCGUCGUAUCCCGAGCUCCACGGCACCUGGAAGUUCCCCGGCAUCGGCGCUUUCCAGUGCUACGAUAAGUAUACGCUGAGCAGCCUGAAGGCGGCGGCGGAGGCGGCGGGAAAGCCGGAGUGGGGCCAUGGUGGCCCUUCCGACGCCGGAGGCUACAACAGCUGGCCGGAGGACACCCCCUUCUUCCAGCGCGAGGGCGGAUGGAAAGGCCCUUAUGGCGAGUUCUUCCUCACCUGGUACUCCCAGAUGCUCCUGGACCACGGGGAGCGCGUCCUCUCCGCCGCGACUUCCAUCUUCCACGGCGCCGGCGUCAAGAUCUCCGUCAAGGUUGCCGGCAUCCACUGGCACUACGGCACCCGCUCCCACGCCGCUGAGCUCACAGCCGGCUACUACAAUACCCGCUUCCGCGACGGUUACCUCCCGAUCGCGCAGAUGCUAGGCCGGCACGGGGCGGUGUUCAACUUCACGUGCGUGGAGAUGCGGGACGAGGAGCAGUCCGGGGAGGCUUGCUGCCGGCCGGAGGGGCUGGUGCGGCAGGUCGCGGCGGCGGCGCGGGCGGCCGGGGUGGGGCUCGCCGGGGAGAACGCGCUGCCGCGGUACGACGAGACGGCGCACGAGCAGAUCGUGCAGACGGCGGUGCAGGGCGAGGAGAUGAAGGCGUUCACGUACCUGAGGAUGGGACCGGCCUUGUUCCAGCCGGAUAAUUGGAGGCGGUUCGUGGCGUUCGUGAAGAGAAUGGGGGAGGGGAGGGAAGGUGGAGGGCGGUGCCGGGAACAAGCAGAAAGGGAAGCGGAGAAAUUCGUGCACGCCACCGGGCCGCUGGUCCAGGAGGCCGCCGUGGCGUUGAUGAACGGCUGAAAGUAAUGAUAACGGGGUACAGUGUAUUUUAAUUUGUAUCCUUUAUGUGUAACAUUGGGGUAUUCCAUAAGUGGAUGUAAUUACAAUGGAGUUGGAUCAUUACAGUGAAGUUUGGAUUUUAGGGGUGUGAAAUGAUCAAAUUAUUGGCGCAUAUUAUCUAAUGAAAACGUUUGUCGUCUUCUUUUUUU